CCAGCCUCAGGAUGAUUGGGGAUAAUAUUAUAAACGUGCAACUUUGUUUUUCAGCGUUGGAACGUGUGGAUCAUCGUCUGUCAUGGCGGCCGGGAGAAGUGUUUGGAUCACGCUGGCAUUCACGCUCUUUGUCCCGCCGAGUGCCGCUCAGCACUUCCCCGGGGGUUCGGCGCCGGGGCGCGGCGUCUGCCAGCCGGUUUCCAUCCCGCUGUGCGCCGACAUCGCCUACAACCGGACCAUCAUGCCCAACCUGCUGGGCCACGGGCGCCAGGAGGAUGCCGGGCUGGAGGUGCACCAGUUCUACCCGCUGGUGGCGGUGCGCUGCUCACCGGAGCUGCGCUUCUUCCUGUGCUCGGUGUACGCGCCGGUGUGCACGGUCCUGGAGCGCGCCAUCCCGCCCUGCAGGGCGCUGUGUGAGCGCGCUCGCCGUGGCUGCGAGCCGCUCAUGAACACAUUCGGCUUCCAGUGGCCCAAGACGCUGCGCUGCCGGAACUUCCCGGUGCACGGCACCGGAGAGAUCUGCGUGGGACAGAACACCACCGACACUCGCAGCGACACGCCCGACCCCAGCCCCGGCAUCGAACCGCCGACCGACAUGACAGACCCGCCAUUCACCUGCCCCCCGCAGCUCAGGGUGCCCCCCUGUCUCGGCCACUACUUCCUGGGUGCGGCGGACUGCGGCGCCCCCUGCGAUGCCUCCGCCCACGGCGGUCUGAUGGAUUUCGGCGCGGCAGAGCUAAAGUUUCUGCGGCGCAGCGUGGGUGUCUGCUCGGCGCUGAGCUGCGUCAGCUCGCUGUUCGCCGUGCUCAGCUUCCUGUUGGAGCCGCGGCGCUUCAGAUACCCCGAGAGGCCGGUCGGCUUCCUGUCCGGCUGCUGCUUCAUGGUGGCGGCCGCGUACCUGGCCGGCUUCCUGCUGGGAGACACGGCCGCCUGUAUCACCCAUCAGACAUCCCGGCCCAGCGUGAAGACGGUUGCCCAGGGAACCAGGAUGGACCUCUGCACCCUCCUCUUUGUGGUGGUCUACUUCUUCGGCAUGGCGAGCGCGGCGUGGUGGCUGAUCCUGUCGCUCAGCUGCUUCCUGUCGGCCGCCAUGGCGUGGGGCAGCGAGGCGGUGGAGGCCAGGGCGCCGUGCUUCCACCUGUUAGCGUGGGCGCUGCCCGCGGUCCAAACCCUCGCCGUCCUGGCCGCGGGGCAGGUGGACGGCGACGUGCUAACGGGCGUCUGCUACGUGGGCGUCCACAGCGUGACGGCACUGCGGCACUUUGUGCUGGUACCGCUGCUCGGCUACCUCUGCGUGGGUGCUGCCCUCUUACUGGCGGGCUUCGCCUCGCUCUUCAGGAUCCGCGCGGCCGUGAAGCGUGGUGGCCGCGAUACAGAACGGCUGGAGAGGCUGAUGGUGAGGAUGGGCGUGUUUGGCGUGCUGUACACGGUGCCGGCCGGCGCCCUGCUGGCCUGCGGCCUGUACGAACAGGCCCUCCAGCCGCAGUGGGAGGGGGCGUGGCGCAGGAGGACGUGCAGACAUUUUGGUGUGCCGUGCCCGGUCGGGACGGUGAUGCCGGCGGCGCCAAGCUUCAGCGUGUUCGUCAUCAAAUACCUGAUGAGCCUGAGCACGGGGAUCGGGUCGGGACUCUGGGUCUGCUCCGGGAAAACGCUGCAGACGUGGCGCCGCUUUUACACGAGACUCAGGGAGGGAGGGGGGGAGACCACGGUGUAG
Molecule: messenger RNA, 1714 nt
Organism: Sander lucioperca (pikeperch)
Lineage: Eukaryota; Metazoa; Chordata; Actinopteri; Perciformes; Percidae
Product: frizzled-7-B-like
Exons: 4
Coding region: 83-1714 (543 amino acids)
Biological process (GO): canonical Wnt signaling pathway; non-canonical Wnt signaling pathway
Cellular component (GO): plasma membrane
Molecular function (GO): Wnt-protein binding; Wnt receptor activity
Source: RefSeq, a predicted model, not a curated record